CAGAGCGCCGCGCUCGCAGCCGGUAGCGCCGUGCGCGCUCGCUCGGGGGCCGCGGAGCCUCAGGCCCGACCGCGGACAGGGGGCGAGGGUGGCGCCCCGGCGCUGAGGCAGGAUGAGCAUCGAAAUUCCGCCCGGGCUCACGGAGCUGCUGCAGGGCUUCACGGUGGAGGUGCUGAGGCACCAGCCCGCCGACCUGCUGGAGUUCGCGCUGCAGCACUUCACGCGGCUGCAGCAGGAGAACGAGCGCAAGGGCGCUACGCGCUUCGGCCAUGAAGGCAGGACCUUGGGGGACGCGGGCGUCGCGGCCGGGGGCGGCACCCCCAGCAAGGGGGUCAACUUCGCGGAGGAGCCCAUGCGCUCCGACUCCGAGAACGGCGAGGAGGAGGAGGAGGAGGCCGGGGACUCCGGGGCGUUCAACGCUCCAGUUAUAAACCGGUUCACAAGGCGUGCCUCGGUAUGUGCUGAAGCUUAUAAUCCUGAUGAAGAAGAAGAUGAUGCAGAGUCCAGGAUUAUACAUCCCAAAACUGAUGAUCAAAGAAACAGAUUGCAAGAGGCUUGCAAAGACAUCCUGUUGUUUAAGAACCUGGAUCCGGAGCAGAUGUCUCAAGUAUUAGAUGCCAUGUUUGAAAAAUUGGUCAAAGAAGGGGAGCAUGUAAUUGAUCAAGGUGAUGAUGGUGACAAUUUCUAUGUCAUUGAUAGAGGAACAUUUGAUAUUUAUGUAAAAUGCGAUGGUGUUGGAAGAUGUGUCGGUAACUACGAUAACCGUGGGAGUUUUGGCGAACUGGCCUUAAUGUACAACACACCCAGAGCAGCUACCAUCACUGCUACCUCUCCUGGUGCUCUGUGGGGUUUGGACAGGGUAACCUUCAGGAGAAUAAUUGUAAAAAAUAAUGCCAAAAAGAGAAAGAUGUACGAGAGCUUUAUUGAGUCACUGCCAUUCCUUAAGUCUUUGGAGGUUUCUGAACGCCUGAAAGUGGUAGAUGUGAUCGGCACCAAAGUUUACAAUGAUGGAGAACAAAUCAUUGCUCAGGGAGAUUUGGCGGAUUCUUUUUUCAUCGUAGAAUCUGGAGAAGUGAAAAUUACUAUGAAAAGAAAGGGGAAAUCAGAAGUGGAAGUGGAAGAGAACGGUGCAGUAGAAAUCGCCCGAUGUUCUCGGGGUCAGUACUUUGGAGAGCUUGCCCUGGUGACCAACAAACCGCGAGCAGCAUCCGCACAUGCCAUUGGGACCGUCAAGUGUUUAGCCAUGGAUGUGCAAGCAUUUGAAAGGCUUUUGGGACCUUGCAUGGAAAUUAUGAAAAGGAACAUUGCCACCUAUGAAGAGCAAUUAGUUGCCCUGUUUGGAACAAACAUGGAUAUUGUUGAACCCACUGCAUGAAGAAAAGUAUGGAGCAGGGAGACCUAUAGUGAAAAAUUACACAGUAGUGGUUAGUCCACUGAGAAUGUGUUUGUGUAGAUGCCAAGCAUUUUCUGUGAUUUCAGGUUUUUUUCCUUUUUUUUAAAAAAAAAAUUUACAGUGUAUCAGUAAACAGUAGUGAUUUAAUAGUCAAUAAGCUUUAACAUCACUUUCUAAUGGGUAGUUCAUAAAAAAAUCAACAUAUUCAUAAAAUGACUUUCUAUUCCGUAAAAUUAUUUGACUGAAAGUUUGUAUAUAUUGAAAGCAUCCAUGUUUAAGAAGAUUAUUAAAAGAUGUUGUCAUAGGCCAAUCUGUGUGUUUGGAUUAUUCAAAUAUCAAAUUAGUGACUAUGCCCAUGUAAGGAAGCUGGCAAUGAAUCAGGUGACCUAGCAUGGCAUCACAUUCUUUUUAUAACUCAGCAUACAGUAAAAUAGCAAUCAUUUUCAUUUUCAAGUUUUUCUGGCUUGAUAAGUUAUGUUAGCCUUGGCCUAUUGGUAAAAUGGUAUAAAACAUCAUAUGCAAUUUUAAAAAUUUUUAUAUUUUUGCAAUAAAGUACAUUUUGACUUCUUUUGCAUAAUGUCAGUAGCCUACAUGAUCAAGUGGUUUUAAGACUUGGCAACUGAGUCAUUCUGAUUGGGCAGUCUUUUUAGGAUGAAAGAUCAUUAAUGUAUUUUUCUUCAUCAAGCAUAUCACUGCUUCCUUUUUUAUUCUGCAGCCUCCUAUAUUCUCCAUAAAUUUGAUUUUGAAGUUUAAUGGCAACAAAGUUGUUUUUUUUUUUUUUUUAAGAUAAGCUUACUCUGACUUUUCUUUUUUGUCUUCUAAAAGCCCAAGAUCUAAUAUUUUUAAAAGGGAAACUUUCCUACCAAAACCCUUUUGGAAUUCUUGCCCACAUGCCCACAGGAUAUUGCUUAGUUCCUUGCAUUCUGCAUAUGCCAGCCCUGGGCACUCAUCUUUACCCAUGAUUUUAUUAUUCCGUCUUGAUCACCAACCAGCAAGCUCACUGAAUAGCAGCCAGUGAGAUACGUUUUGUGUUUUCGCCCUUACAAACUCCACUGCAUUGGUAUAAAUAAACCUUUAUUAUAAGCAAAGCCAUACAUAAUGACAAAAGGAAUUUGUCUAUACCACACAUAAAAUUGGGCUUUACUUUUAGCUUUAAAGUCAACUUACAGUUAAAAGUAUACAAAGUUUAUUAGAUUUUCUUUGGUCAGUGAUAUGCUUAAUUUUCUGCCAAAUAAGAUGAAUUGUUAUACUCAACCAAAGCAAUGUACUUUGACAUGAUGUUCAGGCCCUGUGACCAACUGUUAAGAGACAUUAAUUCUGACCAGGUACUCACUAUUAAAUGGGUAAUUUCAUUUUUGGGAAAUAUGUUUCUAAAGAAUAUAUACAUAUGCAUAUAUAUGCAUAUGUAUAGGUAAAAUAAAUCUGUGGCUAUUGUGAUCCUAUUAAGAGAAUGUUUUUGGUCCUACUUAUUAUGAAUAAUUAGAACGUUAACUGGGUAAUGCAUAAAUAAGAAAUUAAAGUAUAUAACUUCAGCCAUGUUAAAAUAAUUGUUUGGCAAAGUCUAUGUUUAAGAAAAAGGAAGCUCUCUAUGAGAAGAGGACUUGUUUUUUAUUUCAGAUAUCAAAAGCCAUGUGUUAAUCAAGGGAAAAUACCGAAAAAGAAAAAAAAAGGCCCACCCAAAUUCCUGGUUCAUUCUGUAUUCCUCACUUUUUCAAGUUCUCUUUUGUUGCAUUGCAUAAGCUGAUUGUUAACUUCCAUGGAACAGUAAACAAAUGCCUGUUUAAUAAAGAACCCUGACCAAGGCUAUAAAUGCCAGUUAUGUUAUUUUCAGUAUUGUUGGUUAUAUUUAAAAAUUCCUUAUAAUAAAGCACACUUUUAUAAUAAAAA
This is a messenger RNA of Nannospalax galili (Upper Galilee mountains blind mole rat), 3280 nucleotides long. RefSeq names its product protein kinase cAMP-dependent type II regulatory subunit beta (gene Prkar2b). The record is from RefSeq and is a predicted model, not a curated record. Gene Ontology annotation, cellular component: cAMP-dependent protein kinase complex. Gene Ontology annotation, biological process: regulation of protein phosphorylation. The coding region runs from base 113 to 1375 and encodes 420 amino acids. The transcript has 11 exons. NCBI's taxonomy places the organism in Eukaryota, Metazoa, Chordata, Mammalia, Rodentia, Spalacidae. Gene Ontology annotation, molecular function: cAMP-dependent protein kinase regulator activity.